Messenger RNA from Cephus cinctus (wheat stem sawfly), 784 nucleotides. RefSeq lists its product as uncharacterized. Bases 37 to 603 code for a protein of 188 amino acids. The record is from RefSeq and is a predicted model, not a curated record. Lineage: Eukaryota; Metazoa; Arthropoda; Insecta; Hymenoptera; Cephidae. The transcript is spliced from 3 exons.
UCCAAAAGGAAUUUUCUAAUUUUUCUUAUUCACAAAAUGUUGCAUCCGUAUCAUUCUAAAGCCUGUAUAGAACAUCCACUAGGAAUUCUAUGCAGAUGUGCAGAAUAUGACGAUAUUACUAAUAAAUUUAUCAUUUACACAGUGGGAACUCAGCAUCCUCUAGUAACAUCAUUGAACAUCGAUCCAAUUUCUUCAGAAAAGGUUAUAUGGCUGCCAACUAGAACAGAGCCAAAUGUAAAUCCCACCAAGCCUAUUCUUUCUUAUGAGAAAUCUGAAAAAGAAAAAAUUGAUUCGACAAAUGUUAAAAAAAGAUGGAUACCCGUAGCGACAGACGUCGUAUCUCCAAACGAAUUACGACCGAAUAUGAGUUAUCUUCAUAAUACGGAAAGACACACUCAAUCUGCUGAUACUUCAACAUUAACAGAUAUGUUGCCACAUAAAGGAAGAGUGAUAAGACGUAAAGAUAUAGACUGGGAAAUAGGAUCACAUGAAACACCUGUAAAAAUGUCUGAUGAACCAGAAACAAAUUGGCGGAAAAUUAAUGGUUGUUUCUGUUCUUGGGCCGAUGCAUUUACUAUAUCCAUGUUUUGUCCUCCGUAUUGAAAAGAUUAAUUCGUCUCUAAAUUACAUUUUGUCACUAAAUUUUGUAUACCAAAUCUAGCCCAGGUUACUUUCUAUAUACUCACAUUUCGCAAUGAGAAACAAUAACUCAUAAUCUUUCAAAUGUUCUGAUUGAAGCUCUGCAGUUUUGAAACAUGGCAAACAUGAAAAAGAUUUUCUUCUA